AUGCCGCCCCCGAGCCCCCCUGUCGUGCCCCCACCAGACGGCGAGUGGGGAUGGGUUGUGGUGGUUGCAUCCUUCAUCUCCAUAGGCUUCUCCUACGCCUUUCCCAAGGCCAUCACAGUCUUCUUCAAAGACAUCCAGAUCAUCUUCGAUGCCUCCUACAGUCAGAUCGCAUGGAUCUCCUCCAUCAUGCUCGCGGUCAUGUAUGCUGCAGGUCCCAUCAGCAGCAUACUGGUCAACAAGUACGGCUGCAGGCCCAUCGUCAUGAUGGGGGGCUGCCUCUGUUCCACCGGCAUGAUUUUAGCGUCCUUCUGCAACAAUGUGAUGCAGCUUUACUUCUGCAUAGGGGUUAUCGGUGGUCUUGGACUAGCAUUCAACCUGCAGCCAGCGCUGACUAUGAUUGGCAAAUACUUUUCGAAGAAGCGGCCCAUUGCUAACGGGCUGGCAAUGGCCGGCAGUCCGGUGUUCCUCUGCACCUUGGCUCCUCUCAACCAGUACCUCUUCAACCGGUUCGGCUGGAGAGGCAGCUUUCUCAUCCUGGGCGGCCUGCUGUUAAACUGCUGUGUGGCUGGUGCCCUCAUGAGGCCUCUGGGGCGGCCACCCAGCAUGGUCAAGAAGGAAGAAGAGUUGGCAGCCAUCACCACUACGACAAAGCAGAAGUGCAGCGUUUGGGAAACAAUCAACAAGUACCUAGACUUGACGCUCUUCAAACAUCGUGGCUUCCUCAUCUACCUGGUGGGCAAUGUAAUCAUGUUCCUGGGCUUCUUCGCACCUAUUGUCUUCCUUGCAGCCUACGCCAAGGACAUGGGUGUGGAUGAGUACUCUGCUGCCUUCCUGCUUUCGAUCCUGGCUUUUGUCGACAUGUUUGCCAGGCCAUCAAUGGGGCUACUGGCCAAUUCGCGUUGGGUUCGACCAAGGAUCCAGUACUUCUUCAGCUUUGCUGUGCUGUACAAUGGGGUGUGCCACAUCCUCUGCCCUUUUGUUGAAAGCUACAACGGCCUGGUAGUGUACGCAGUGUUCUUCGGCUUUGCCUUUGGCAUGGUCAGCUCAGUGCUGUUUGAAACACUGAUGGACCUUGUCGGGGCUCCGAGGUUCUCCAGUGCUGUGGGACUCACCACCAUCGUGGAGUGCUGCCCGGUCCUUCUUGGUCCACCUCUAGCAGGGAAGCUGGUAGACAUCACAAAAAGCUACAAGUACAUGUAUUUUUGCUGUGGAGCUGUGGUGAUUUUGGCUAGUAUUUGGCUCUUCAUUGGAAACUUCAUUAACUACAGGCUCUUGGACCGUGAGCGCAAACAUGCAGAGAUGUACAAGCGGACUGAAACGGAAGAUCCAGACAAAGAUCAGGAUCUUAAGGAGGCUGGUGGAGGAGCCCAGGCCUCUGAUGAGCUAGUCAAAAAAGAUGAGAAAGAUGAGGAAGCUAUGCAGCGGGAAACCAACAUCUAGAUCCGUCUGCUCUCCCAACCACUCCCCUCCAGCUCCAGCGCAACCUUGCAACACUUUCAACUACGAUCAAACUGAGCUCCAUGUCAAGAGGCGCCUCUUGGGGUCCUCAGCAUUUCUCUAAAACUAACUUCCAAAGCAACAACUGUGUUUUAGGAAGCUGAGGCGAGCAGCUGUUUGUCGAAGAGCUUCAGCUGUGACUUUAACAGAAAUAUUAACCAGGGAAAAAAAACGUGUAGGAUACUGUACGCCUGUGAAGAGGCUAAAAGUCAGAAGAUGAUUGUGAAAAACAGUAUAGAAAUCACUGUAUUUUCUUUUUUUCCUCUUCCACUUGAUUUUGGAUUGUCUGUAAAUACAAGACUGCAACUGAGGAACCAAUAUCUCCACCACAGAUUACCUGGUUGCAGUUAUAGACAGAAUAUGAGAUUAUCGUUUCUGGUGAACUGUGUCAGCUGAGAACAAACAGCAAAUUUGUGUUGAUAUUGGCAGAUAAUAAGAAAAACAGUCAGUCAAUCAACUCUGCUGUCAAGUGUUAUCUGCUGCAAUGUGGUCAUACAGGAUUUUAGGUCAGUUGCAACAAGUGAAAAUAUCCCAAGCUGUAGCAACAAGCGUCAUUCCGUUUUUCCUUCUUUGUCUUCCGAUAUGUGAAUGCAGUAUCAACGUGUUGCCAAUGUUCCAACAUCACCAGCAAACUGAAUGCACAUGUUGAGUAAAGAUCUCUGCACAACCCUCUGAAGUCCUGCUAAAUGAAAUAGGUUGAAUUAAAAAGAGAAUAGAAGAUUUGGUGUUUAACAAGACCUUUCUUUUGAAUGAAAGGUCACAGGGUCAAACUAAGUAGGAAGUGUUGGACAACACUGAUCCCUAACUGUACGUUAACACAACAACCCAACUUGGUUUAUCGGUUGCAUUUCAUUGUGGGGAACUUCCAGGCUCUGAUUGUCCCAACUUCACAGUCAGAUCAGAGGUGCUGAUUCGUCAUCGGAAAAUGACAAGAUGUAAUAAUUUCAGACAGUAAGCCAGCAAUAAUAAUGAAUGCAAUCUUUUUCCAACAUGCAACCUUUAAAAUACCUUUUCGAUAGUCUUUCCCAUAGACUAUUCAAAGGACACUGACACUUUAGGCUAUUCUUCCUGAAAUCGAAUCAAUAUGGAACAAAAGAGGAGCCAUGAGUUUCUUGGUUGCUCAGCUUUGUAGGAAGCAAAAACUCACUUUCUGAUUAUUUCGGUGCGCUUGAUCCGUGAUACGUGUCAGCAAGAACCAGAAUGUAACAACCCUAAUUGCAUUCUUUCAUAUGGCAGUUGGGCGUCCUAAAACCCUCACUUCCAUAAAUAAAGAGCAGAUGUGUUCACAGCUGGUGACGCUGGUGCACGCACAUUAUACUGCCCACCUGAGCACUGUUCUGUCGUGUUGUAAAACCUGCACCAAUGCCGACUUUAAUACGUUCGAUCAAGUCAUAAAAGGCUCCUUGUAAGUUGUCUAAUGCUCAAUAUUGCACUCAUUUGCCGUAUGCUGCACUGAAAGAAAAAAAAUGGCCAUACGACUCCCCAACCUUCUUCGUAAAACUGAUGCAACUCAAUACAUUUCAUCAUGGUUGAAUGUAAUUUCCUCUGUGGGCCUU
Limanda limanda (common dab) is the source of this 3053-nucleotide messenger RNA. RefSeq lists its product as uncharacterized. Gene Ontology annotation, molecular function: monocarboxylic acid transmembrane transporter activity. Gene Ontology annotation, cellular component: membrane. Lineage: Eukaryota; Metazoa; Chordata; Actinopteri; Pleuronectiformes; Pleuronectidae. The coding region runs from base 1 to 1440 and encodes 479 amino acids. Gene Ontology annotation, biological process: monocarboxylic acid transport; transmembrane transport. The record is from RefSeq and is a predicted model, not a curated record. The transcript is spliced from 4 exons.